Messenger RNA from Papaver somniferum (opium poppy), 1882 nucleotides. Its product is annotated as cellulose synthase-like protein G2. Gene Ontology annotation, cellular component: plasma membrane; trans-Golgi network. Gene Ontology annotation, molecular function: mannan synthase activity; cellulose synthase (UDP-forming) activity. The record is from RefSeq and is a predicted model, not a curated record. Gene Ontology annotation, biological process: cellulose biosynthetic process; plant-type primary cell wall biogenesis. The annotation marks the transcript as partial. The transcript is spliced from 4 exons. Lineage: Eukaryota; Viridiplantae; Streptophyta; Magnoliopsida; Ranunculales; Papaveraceae.
CAUCAUGGAUUCAUGAUAUUAAUAAUGGACCUCGGAUCAGCUGCAUUCAAAGACGAAUACUAUAGUUUCAUUUUCAAUCUGGCCCACACCUACCGUAUCUAAAUCAAUCUGAAACUCAUCAUCCAGAGAUUUAAAUAAAUAACCGUCGAUAGAGAUUAUGGAGUAGAUUUAGAAACAGAGGAGAGGAAAGCAGAGUGAGUGAGAGACUGAGAGAAUGGAAAACAGAGGAGAGAAAAACUCUGUUUAUCCUCUAAAUAGUUAUGAAGUUCAUCCAAGAACUAAACCAACUCGUGUUUUCAUGUUCAUUUAUCUAUGUGGAAUCAUAGCUCUAUUCUAUCAUCACUUAACUACUCUCAUAUUCCAUUCAAAUAAUUUACUGCCGUCAAUCUUACUCUUGAUUUCUGAUUUAGUUCUGUCUUUCAUGUGGAUUACAUCUCAAGCUUUUCGAUGGCGUCCGAUUCGUAGAAAAGUAUACCCGGAGAAUCUGUCAAAACUUGUAAAAGAAGAGGAUCUUCCCGCUUUGGAUGUAUUCAUCUGUACAGCCGAUCCAUACAAAGAACCUCCAAUGGAAGUUGUGAAUACGGCUUUAUCUGUAUUAUCAUUUGAUUAUCCUCCAAACAAGAUUUCCGUUUAUGUUUCUGAUGAUGGGGGAUCUCAAAUGACUCUUUUUGCGUUGAUGCAAGGAGCUAAGUUCGCCAAACACUGGUUGCCGUUUUGCAGGAAGCAUAAUCUCAGUAAGAGAUGCCCUAAAGUGGUUCUCAAACAGCAUGAUUCUGCUCAUCUUCAGCUUGAUUCUCAAGAGGAUUUCCAAAAAAUGAAGAGGUUAUACGAGGAAAUGAGAAGGAAGGUAGAUCAAGUUAUGGAGCAAGGAUACGUAGAUGAUGAUAUCGUUAAUGAGGAAGAGAGACAAGUUUUCCAUAAAUGGAGAGUAAAUGAAUUUACUCGCCAACAUCAUCCUACAGUCAUUCAGGUGCUCAUGGAAAGCUCUAAGGAUGUUGAUAUCUCCGGGAUAUCUCUACCCAAUUUAAUCUACCUCUCUCGGGAGAAAAGUAAACAUAUUCACCACAAUUUCAAGGCGGGUGCUCUGAAUGCAUUGAUACGUGUAUCAGCGGUUAUGAGUAGCGCACCAGUUGUUCUGAGCCUUGACUGUGACAUGUACUGUAAUAAUCAUCAAGCUCCGCGGUUGGCACUAUGCCAUCUGCUAGACCCUAAUGAAGGCUCAAAAACUGCUUUUGUUCAGUUUCCACAACGAUACAGAGGGAUUAUUAAUCCAACUGAUAUCUAUAACAAUGAGGUUACGAGGCCGUUCAUAAUAAAUCCUGAAGGGUUAGAUGGGAUUGGUACUACGAAUUAUGUUGGCACCGGUCCUUUCAUCAAUCUAAAAGCAUUUUAUGGUGGCCCAACUCAACCAAAAGUAAACAUAUUCCCUGGAUUUAACAAGGACGAAAGUGGUUUGGAGAGAAAAACAAUAAGUUCAAAACUAAUUUUGGAAGCAGCUAAUAAAGUUGCAGAUUGCAACUAUGAACAAGGAACAAACUGGGGAAGAACUUUGGGUUUCAGAUACGGAUCCCUGGUUGAAGACUUUUUUACGGGUUAUCGCAUGCAAUGUGAAGGAUGGCGAUCAAUAUUUUGCAACCCGAAGACUCCAGCAUUUCUGGGAGAUUUCCCAAUCAGCUUAAAUGAUUCAUUAAUUCAAGUAAAACGAUGGUCAGUUGGAUUGAUUGAGGUUGGGUUCUCAAAGUACUGCCCAUUCACAUUUGGUACAAGAAAUCGAUCCCUACUUAUGGGUAUGGCGUAUGGUUUUUAUGCAUUUUGGCCUAUAUGGGCUAUCCCUAUUUUCAUAUAUGGUCUUCUUCCGCAGCUUUGCCUUAUACACGACAUA